This is a messenger RNA of Musa acuminata subsp. malaccensis (wild Malaysian banana), 1165 nucleotides long. RefSeq lists its product as uncharacterized. Gene Ontology annotation, cellular component: chloroplast. The record is from RefSeq and is a predicted model, not a curated record. NCBI's taxonomy places the organism in Eukaryota, Viridiplantae, Streptophyta, Magnoliopsida, Zingiberales, Musaceae.
AUUACACGUGACAAUAGCGAGCUUUUAUCUCGCUAUCUCCUGCUCACUCGAGCAAGUCCGCCGCCCCGACAUCGGGAACCCCAGCGACUCCGCCCGUCCUCCGCCACUACUCGGCGUUGUCUCUACCGGCCUCCGCCACCUGUCCGAUCCAAGAUAUUUGCUGACUUCAUUCGAGAUUACUGGACUUUUGGUUUCUGGAUUAGGAUGAGUCAUGUUCAAUCUCUUUCCUCUCCUAAUAGAGGUCUCCUUAUUCGGCCGGAUGCAAGACAUGGAAGAAAAUUUUCUUCCUUAUCUCGGGCCUUAUACUCAAAUGCUACAUACUUAUAUGCCUCUCCAUCUAUUGAGUUCUGUCAACACAAGGUGUUCCCAAGAUUGAUUCAUAAUGCACGAAAGAGUGGAAGAUGUGCUCCAGUUUAUGCAUCUGGGAAAAAGGGAGACUCUACGAGUGAAAACGAGCCUUUUUCAUGGGAAACACUAAAGAAAGCUGUUGGAGGUUUUACUUUUAGGAGAGAGCUAACAGUGCAGGAUAUGUUGAGAGAGCGGGCACAGGAAAGGCAAUUUGAUGGUAAUGGAGGUGAUGGAAUAUCUGGUGGCGGUGGUGGGGAUGGUUCUGGUGGACCAGAAGAUGAAGGUUUUGCAGGACAAUUUGAUGAACUCCUGCAGGUGAUUAUGGCAGUAAUCGUUGUAGUGGUGCUGUAUGUCCUAAUGAUCAGUGGCGAGGAAAUAACACGUCUUGUCAGGGACUAUAUCAAGUAUCUUUUUGGAGCUAAAGCCAGUGUCCGCUUGACACGUGCUAUGAAGAAAUGGCGCAAGUUCUACCGGAGUGUUGCUCGGAAAGGAGUGGUGAGAAAGGAUUGGUUGGAACGUGAGAUUGUUGCAACGCCAACAUUGUGGCACAAUCCUAAGUGGCUGGCGUUUGUAGUGCGGACUUGCUAUGAGAGAUACGGGGAAGAGAGAUACGGGGAAGAAAGUGAUUGAAAUUAUUGUCUGUUUACAUCCAUUUUGAGAGUACCGAAUCUUAGUUUAUGUAAGAAAAUGGAGACAAUCCCUUCAAGUAUUCUUGUUGUUCAACUUGUUAAAGGAGUUCACCCACACUUUGUAUUCGUCGUAAUCAAUGAUACACUUAGUUUCACUUUCAUCAACAAAUUGUAUGGAUGUGGCUUUU